UCAAACCCACACCUAGACCUUGAGCUCAGAUUUUUCAUGAAUAAUAGAUUUUUUUUCUAAAUAAUUGAAGAACGUAGCACACAGAUGGAGGUAUACUACUGCCGUGCCUCGCUGAUCUGACAGACGACAAGAAAUAUAUAGAUAUAUAUGGUAUAUCUUAGGAACCGAAUAUUACGGUCUGUCAUGCUCUUCAGAAGAAAUUCGCGGGUCUUAGCAGCCCUUGCAGUAGGCAUUAUCGUCAUCAUGGUCCACUACAGGGAGCAUUUCCCACAAAUAAAUAUAACAUAUUUUAAGGAAAAUGAAUGGAUUGAAGAGGAUUUUGCUGACUUAUAUACAAGAGAAGAACGUCAAUAUGAACGUGAAGGAAGGGUAGAUGCCAGCCAGUCAAAAGGAACAGAGAAAAAGAGUUCCAAAGUGAAGUGGGCACCAUUGUCCACUGACUCAUCUGUCCGCACAGAACCGCCGUCAAACAAAUACGAAAGCACAGUUGGUGAGACUCCCCAGGCAGACAAUGUGAGCAAAGAAAACAGCAAUGAGUUACCCCCAUGCAACUUCUGCAUCAGAAAUUUCAGAGAGAAGGACCCAAAUUACCGUCUUGACGAACAGAAAGCUGCUGAACUGCAAUGCAGGGCUCUCACGUGUCUGCCGCCGCCUGAAUACUACAUCCCUCGACCCAAGCCAAUAAACGGCUUUGAAUAUUACACAAUGAUACUCUCUCCAAAGGGGGUUUGCAGUGACAAAGAAUCUCGCAUCUUGAUUGUCGUGCACACCAAAGUAACGGGUGCAGGCAUCAGGUCACUAUGGCGACGCGUUACGAAGCCAUUUCUAAAAGCACAUCCACAGUUUCGAAUUUUAUUCAUGGUGGGUUACACGGCAGACACGGCAGCUUGGAAAGCGACCGAAAACGAGGGUAAACAAAAUAACGACAUCAUAGGGUAUAGUUUCAUAGACAGCUACCACAAUCUCCCACUGAAAACCGCCAUGAUGCUUCGGUGGUGCACGGAAAACUGUCAAAACUUAGAAUACCUAAUCAAAAUCGACGACGACAUGUUUUUCAAUCCUAAAAAGCUUCUCCAAGUGCUGAGAAAAUUCUCCAACCAACUCGUCAUUGUAGGGAGAUUAAACUUUCACCACGAGGUCCGUCGUGAUCCGAGUGAUAGUAUCUAUGUGCCAUACGAGCAGUAUCCAUAUCACUUCUGGCCAAACUUCCAAGGAGGCGGACUCUACGUCGUCUCGGGAAAGGCAGUGCCUAAAUUAUGGGCCGUGGCACCGUAUAUCCCCGUCGUUAACCUGGAGGACGCUUGGGUCACCACUCUAGCAAUAGCUACCGGAGUAGAGAGGCAGUUAACCCGGGAUUUCACCAACCGCCGCCCUGAGCGGUGGGUGGAUAAGUUAAAGAAUACUAUCUGCGCCACUGCAGAGAAACAGGUCGGUUAUCUCAUGACAGGGAGAGCCAAGAUGGACAUUGAGAAAAUUUGGUAUGAAUGUCGUAAUGCCUCUGCUGUUUAAACUAGUGCUAAAGAAGUGUGUGCGCAUUAUGUAUCAUUUCUUGUGAGGGGAAAAAGAAGAGUAAAGGUUUAAAACCUUAGUAUACAUGUAUAAAGAAUUGAUACACCUAUCAAAAUUACCAAUAAGUUUAAUAAAAUCAAUUAAUGACUAUUCUUUAACAAUUGUUACCCGUACUUUUAACCUUUGACAUGCCAAUCAAAACUUCUAUUUUAUGCUGUAUCAGUUGCCAUGACAAUAAUCCAUAUAUAAUGAAAUAGAAAAUAGUCAAUAAAAAAGGGACCAGCACGCCUACGAAAUAGUAACCAUCACAAGGAAGGCACUCCUUAAAAUACAUCUGUUCUGCCUGCUAUUCUCACUAUAACAUGUGUGAUUGAACACGUCCAUUAACUAAUGUUAUAUUUCGAAAAUAGAAUUUGAUAUGACUGAAUAUCCUACUGGUACAAAGAAUUCGUUGUU
Messenger RNA from Lingula anatina, 1965 nucleotides. Its product is annotated as beta-1,4-mannosylglycolipid beta-1,3-N-acetylglucosaminyltransferase brn. The record is from RefSeq and is a predicted model, not a curated record. Gene Ontology annotation, biological process: protein O-linked glycosylation. NCBI's taxonomy places the organism in Eukaryota, Metazoa, Brachiopoda, Lingulata, Lingulida, Lingulidae. Gene Ontology annotation, molecular function: hexosyltransferase activity. Gene Ontology annotation, cellular component: Golgi membrane.